Tauraco erythrolophus (red-crested turaco) is the source of this 366-nucleotide messenger RNA. Lineage: Eukaryota; Metazoa; Chordata; Aves; Musophagiformes; Musophagidae. The record is from RefSeq and is a predicted model, not a curated record.
UGCGAUCUGCAGGGCCUGUGGAAGAACGAGCUCGGCUCCAACAUGACCCUCUCAGCCCUUGACAUGGCCGGGACCUUCCUGGGCUCCUACCACACCGCUGUGGUGGCCACCAACAAGCAAAUCCUGGUGUCACCCCUGCAAGGUGCCCAGCAGCUCCCCAGCACCAAGGGGCAGCCCACCUUUGGCUUCACUGUGCAGUGGCAGUUCUCAAACUCCACCACUGUCUUUGUGGGCCAGUGCUUUGUGGACCACCACAGGAAGGAGACACUGGAGACCAUGUGGCUCCUGUGGGAAGAGGUCCUAUCGCGCAGGGAUGCCUGGAAAGCCACCAGGGCCGGCACCUCGGUCUUCACCCGCAUCAAGUGA